AUGUUCAACUCAGUAGCCAAAUACCUUUGGGGCAGCAAUUCAGAACAUGGGCAGGAGUACACAGACAGCGGCAAGCUGAAGCAGCAGCAUGGCACAGGAGAGCAUCUCGACGUGCAGCAGGAAGAGGAUUGGCUGGUUGUUAACGCUGACGAUAAAGAGAACAGUGGACAGCCUGGACAACGUCACCAGCAAAUACAUCAUCAUCAUCGUGGUUAUGCUCACCACACUCAGCAGGGUCAUUCCGGACAAGACUCACUGUCUCAGAACUCAUCUAAUGCUUCUGACACUGAGUUUCUAGAUGAUGCUGCUGCCUUAGCUGCUCAAAGUAUAUCCAUGGAUGACCUUUGUCAUCCAACAUCUGACAUGGAUGCUUACUCAGAAUAUAUUCUUUCGCCUCUUCAUGACUGUGGAAGGGUCAACCAAGAUACUGAUAGAUACUCGGACACUGAAUCCUUGCCUGAGUCUGUGUUUUCUGCCUGUUCUGGCCGAUCUCAUGCAACCUACCAUCCUUGUGGCAGCCGCAGUGAGCCCUGGGUUGUGGCUCCCCCACCUUGUUUUACCGGAUCCCAAGUUGGAGGAUUAUCACCUGUUGCCUCAAGUCCACUUGAAAACUUACUGAUCGAGCAUCCAUCCAUGUCAGUUUACCUCUCAUUCCCCCCUUCCCUCCCUUUCCUCUCCAGUCAUCCAUUAGGCCAAACCUUUACCAACAGUCUGAGGGAGGACACAGAAACAGUAGAAGGCAAUGAAGAUCAGGUACUGAGUGAUCAGAUCUCCAACAGAGGAAAUCACAAUGAGGCCAGAUCUCAUGCCAUACAGCAGCCUAAUACCCAAUUCCAUGCAGCAGCCAACCAAGGUCUGCUUUCACCACAGCAACUGCUGAAAGACAUCCAUGUGGCUCAGCGUUUGCAGUGCAUCCAAGUGAAGAAACUGAUCAGCAAAAGUAAAUGUGAACGUCAAAACAAGGUUAGAGAAUAUCAAAGCCACGCCAAGGGCAGCAACGGCAGAAACAAACGCAUGCGCCCUUCUGGUUUCAAGGCUUCCCGUUUUGGCCAGCAUAUGUAA
Candidula unifasciata is the source of this 1062-nucleotide messenger RNA. NCBI's taxonomy places the organism in Eukaryota, Metazoa, Mollusca, Gastropoda, Stylommatophora, Geomitridae. The record is from the annotation of a GenBank genome assembly.